This is a messenger RNA of Physcomitrium patens, 2949 nucleotides long. Its product is annotated as delta-1-pyrroline-5-carboxylate synthase 1. NCBI's taxonomy places the organism in Eukaryota, Viridiplantae, Streptophyta, Bryopsida, Funariales, Funariaceae. The record is from RefSeq and is a predicted model, not a curated record. Gene Ontology annotation, molecular function: ATP binding; glutamate 5-kinase activity; glutamate-5-semialdehyde dehydrogenase (NADP+) activity. Gene Ontology annotation, cellular component: cytoplasm.
AGCUUUGCUCUAGGGUUAGGAAGGUUGAGCCGCCCAGCACCGUUGCAGAGUCCAGCGCUUGCUCUGUGGCUAUGCAUCUGCAGCAACGCUGCUUUGCUCAAUUGCAUCACAAUGGACAGGUCGCGGAUAUUCAUUAGAGACGCCAAAAGAGUCGUAAUUAAGAUCGGAACGGCGGUUGUAACUCGACAUGACGGGAGGCUUGCCCUUGGCAGGCUCGGCGCUAUUUGCGAACAGGUGAAGGAACUUAUAACUGAUGGCAUUGAGGUUAUCUUUGUCACCUCUGGUGCGGUCGGCGUGGGCAGACAGAAAUUGAGACACCAGAGAAUGAUGAACUCCAGUUUUGUAGAUUUGCAAAAACCUCAAGUGGAACUGGAUGGGAAACCUUGUGCAGCAGUGGGUCAAAGCGGACUUAUGGCUCUGUAUGACAGUUUGUUCAGCCAGUUGGACGUAGCAUCUUCACAACUUCUCGUGACGGAUAAUGACUUCAAGGACCCUGAAUUCCGGCAGCAAUUGUCUGAAACAGUUAACUCUCUCUUAGCGCUGCGUGUUGUUCCCAUAUUUAAUGAGAACGAUGCAAUCAGCACGAGGAAGUCGCCUUAUUUUGAUUCGACAGGCAUCUUUUGGGAUAAUGAUUCGUUGGCGGCUCUUCUCGCACUGGAAUUACAAGCUGAUCUUCUUAUUUUAUUAAGUGAUGUGGAAGGCCUCUACACGGGUCCUCCUAGCGAACCCAAGUCUCAGCUUAUUCACACGUAUCUGAAGGAGAAACACGAUGAUAUGGUCACGUUCGGUGAGAAAUCGAGGGUGGGUAGAGGCGGAAUGACUGCGAAGGUGUAUGCUGCCUGGCAAGCUGCUUCAGCUGGAAUUCCCGUUGUCAUUUCAAGUGGGUGCGUUGCGGAUGGCUUGCAGCGGGUUAUGCGAGGAGACCACGUUGGUACCCUCUUUCAUCGAGAUGCACAUCAGUGGGUUGAUCUGAAAGAAACAGGUGCCAGAAAUAUGGCUGUUGCUGCUAGGGAGGGCAGUCGCCGCUUGCAGGGCCUUACCUCCGAGGAGAGGAAAUCAAUUUUACAUGCGGUAGCAGAUGCCUUGCUAGCCAAUGAAGCCAUUAUUAAGGCGGAGAAUGAUGCUGAUGUGGAGCUUGCCCAAAUGACUGGCGUGUCGAAGGCUUUGGUUGGCCGUCUCACUAUCAAACCUGGGAAAAUUGCCGCACUUGCCAGUUCUCUCCGGACACUUGCAGACAUGAAAGAGCCCAUCGGGGAAGUGUUGAAGCGCACGGAGGUUGCUGAAGGACUUACUCUGGAGAAGACAUCUUGUCCUUUAGGAGUUGUUUUGGUUGUGUUCGAGUCUCGCCCUGAUGCCCUAGUUCAGAUAGCAUCUCUAGCAAUUCGUAGUGGGAACGGGCUUUUGCUGAAGGGCGGGAAGGAAGCAGCACGAUCGAAUGCUAUCCUACAUAAGGUUAUCACCGAAGCAUUGCCCAAGUCCGUUGGUCCUAAUCUUAUCGGUUUGGUCACUUCUCGGGAUGAGAUUCCGGACCUUCUUAAGUUGGAUGACGUCAUUGACUUGGUCAUACCACGUGGAAGCAACAAGCUAGUUGCGCAGAUCAAGGCAACCACGAAGAUUCCUGUUCUUGGUCAUGCAGACGGAGUCUGCCAUGUCUAUGUUGAUACGGCUGCUGAUCUAGAGAAAGCCAAGAAUAUCGUGAUUGACUCAAAAGUAGACUAUCCAGCUGCAUGCAACGCUCUGGAAACAUUGCUUGUCCAUGAAGAUUUGGUUGCAACUGGUGGUUUGGAAAUGCUAGCUUUUGCUUUACAGAGUGCUGGUGUGACCUUAUAUGGGGGGGCAAGAGCAUCCGGAAUAUUGAAGCUUCCAAGAGCAUCCAGCUACCACAUUGAAUACAGUGCAUUGUCUUGUACUGUCGAAGUUGUUAAAGAUGUUCAGGAAGCCAUUGAUCACAUCCAUGAACAUGGCAGCGCGCACACGGACUGCAUAGUGACCGAAAAUCAUAUUACCGCAGAGACCUUUCUUCAUCAUGUGGACAGUGCCGCUGUAUUUCAUAAUGCCAGUACCCGCUUUUCUGAUGGUGCUCGUUUUGGGCUUGGUGCUGAGGUGGGAAUAAGCACAGGCAGGAUUCAUGCACGUGGGCCUGUAGGAGUCGAAGGUCUUCUAACUACCAGAUGGUUGCUCAGAGGUAGUGGUCAGCUUGUUAAUGGAGAUAAGGGGGUGCAAUAUACACACAAAAAACUUCCAAUUGGUGAAGAUGAAGGUUUGGCAGCACUUGCAACUGCAAAUCAAUCUCUUGAGAAUGGCAACUCUGCUGUCAAAACUACGAGCAACGGCGCUGUUCCAAGUUAAGAGCUCAGCAUCUCUUGCCCGAUGUUGCUUGAUUUAAAGGUUGUAACCCAAGUACACCUUUUUUCUUGCCGGCCUGGUUUAUUCUGAACCGUUUGUGUUUUGAUUUAACAAGAACUGGUCCAUAAUGUGUUUUGCAUGGUGUGUAAUUUUUCCGGCCAAGCAGCUCAAUGACAUGGAUGAUUUUUCGUGCAGUUGAGAUUUCUACUGAACAUAUUAGCAUAGUGCUACUAUGAAAGUGACGACAUUUAAGUUUUUUCUGAUAACACGUUGAACCGAAGUCGUCUCUCGAAAUGACCAUUCAUCAGAGGCUAUACUCUCUGAAAUUUUUCUUGUUAGAUUUAUGUUCUACAGAUUAAAUAAGUUUUCCAAAGUCCUCUCCAGAUUAGAUCUAUCACAUACUAACACCUAUUAUUGACUUUAAUUCUGGAGAAAUGAUUCUAUUUAAUUAUAGAGCAUGUAGCCACUGUCCGGCAGUUUGCUACCUCUGCAUUCAAACAAGUUUGAGGCCAAGAGGAAUUAGGCACUCUGCCAAAAUGUGAAGUCAGAAUUGUAAUCCCGGAUAUUCUCGCCCCUGCUGCGGCUUUAGAUUCUGGUAUGAUA